Messenger RNA from Drepanopeziza brunnea f. sp. 'multigermtubi' MB_m1, 1800 nucleotides. RefSeq lists its product as uncharacterized. Gene Ontology annotation, cellular component: retromer, tubulation complex; retromer complex; endosome. Gene Ontology annotation, biological process: retrograde transport, endosome to Golgi; intracellular protein transport. Gene Ontology annotation, molecular function: phosphatidylinositol-3-phosphate binding. NCBI's taxonomy places the organism in Eukaryota, Fungi, Ascomycota, Leotiomycetes, Helotiales, Drepanopezizaceae. The record is from RefSeq and is a predicted model, not a curated record.
AUGGAUUACUCCACCACGAUACACGAUGCCGAAAAUCCUGCUGGAGCUUCUCCCUGGGGAUCUUCGCCGCUGUUGUCCCCUCAGCAAGCGCCGACAAGCUCUAGCGACGCUCUCCCUUCGCCGUUGCCCUACACCCCGAUCAAAUCGGUAUUUGAAGAUGCGAUAAAUGGAGCAGGUUAUCAGAGACCUGAGAGCAGUGCAGAAAUCGCAUCAGUGGCAGAGAGUGAUGAGCGUAGGCCAAAUACCGCAGACUCGACCAGUCAACCUGAGCAACAGCCAUUCUUAGGAACCCAACAGCAGCCACCGGCACAACAGCAAUACCAGGCGCAGCCACAUAGACCAGAACCGCAAAGAUAUCACCACUCCUCUCGCCAAACUCAGCAACAGCCUCAGGCGCCACAAUACAAGCUUCAAGCAAAGAUUACGGGUCUCGAGCGCACUGGGAGGAAGGAUCCUAUAUUGCGCUUUGACAUUCAUACCAAUCUUCCCAAGUUUCGAACCACCCAGUUCCGCGAUGUUCGACGAACCCAUUCCGAAUUCAUCAAGCUCGCAGAACAUCUCAUAUCCUCGAAUCCAGAAGCUAUUGUCCCGGCAGUACCGCCCGCGUUGACAUCCGCUGGUGCUGGUACAGACGAGGACGAAGCUCGUGUCAAGGCAUCACUUCAAAGAUGGUUGAACUACGUUUGCGCGAACGAGGUAUUGAUGCGGGAUGAUGAGAUGAUUCUUUUUGUCGAGAGCGAUUUUGGAUACAGCCCAAUGCUCAAGCGGAAACAACCAGCAACAGGUGUCCGAAGAAGAGUCAUCAAGCAGUUUGCUCCGCCGCCGGAUGAUACACCAGAGCUACAAGACGCAAGACCUGUUGUGAAACUUUUCUAUCUGGGAACAAUGGACGCAGGACACAAGGUUGACAAACUGGUCAAGGCUCGAAGGGGUGUGGGACUCGCCGAGUCCGAUUUUGGCGUCAAGAUUGGUGCCAUGAGCGUACAAGAGCCCCAUUCGGGCCUUGCCAACGCGUAUCGCAAGCUUGGGAAGACUAUUCAGACCACAGGAGACUUCCACGCCGCUCAAGCUACAGCCGAGGCGACUACGGUCGGCGAUCCUCUGCAGUAUCAUUCCCAAGAUGCGUUCAUUGUGAAGGAAACACUUACGAAUCGUCAUAUUCUCCUCCGUGAGCUAUUGCAGUCCCAACAAUUAACACGAAGCAAAUUAAAUGCGGCGGAUAGAUUGAAGGCUAGCUCAUCAGUACGACGGGAAAAGGUCGACGAGGCUAUCUCUGCAUUGGACGAAGCCCGGAGCAACGAGCUUUACCUCCUUGGUAAAACUCAACGAGUGACCGCGAAUUUGCUGCAGGAGCAACGACGAUGGUUCGCACGAACCGCGGCGGACUUGCGACUAAGCAUUCGGGAAUACGUGAUACGCGAAAUCGAGGCAGAACGACGGACUUUGGCAACUCUUGAAAGCAUUAGACCCGACAUUCGAGCCAUCGAUUCUUCCGGCGGUCUUUCUCGGCUGGGAAGAGAGACCGUAACGCGCAGGUCAAGCCUGGCGACAAGUCAGGGCAAGAAUGGAGAUAGCUGGUCAGGAGUGCCUCGUCGCCCAGAUGCUCUGAAUAGAAGCAUAUCAGGCAGUUUCAUGUCCAACGUCGCAGAGGAGAGCGAGCAAGAAGGUCAGGGUCCCAAUCGAGCUAGAGCUCUCAGUGGAGCGAGUGCUGGAGGUCUUAAGGACGUCAAGGAAGAGGACGACGAAGACAGAGUCGACGCUAGGAAUGCAGCUGCUCGCCUCGCAACCUCGUCGUUCUAG